Messenger RNA from Pelobates fuscus (common spadefoot toad), 4097 nucleotides. It is a transcript of the gene RBMS2, whose product is annotated as RNA binding motif single stranded interacting protein 2. Gene Ontology annotation, cellular component: cytoplasm; nucleus; ribonucleoprotein complex. The transcript has 14 exons. Bases 228 to 1397 code for a protein of 389 amino acids. The record is from RefSeq and is a predicted model, not a curated record. Gene Ontology annotation, molecular function: mRNA binding. NCBI's taxonomy places the organism in Eukaryota, Metazoa, Chordata, Amphibia, Anura, Pelobatidae.
UGAAACUCACAGAUACGUUGUAUUCCUGCCGUACCAGUUCAACACUUACUACUUCCCCGGGCUGACCUCUGCUGGAGAGGGCACAGUGGGCAGGGCCAGGGCACGGAGCGGGCACUGCAUCUGGGAUUCUCUGCCGAACAUUCCUCAUAUUCCAGCGUUCCAUGAACAAUUAAUGGGAGUUUGUGCAUUCUUAUUGUAUUAAAUAGCGGCCAGCAACAGUUUACAGGAUGAUCUUUUCCAGUGUACCCAUGAGGAUACCCACCGGGAAGCUGCAGACCUAUGUUUCAUCAGCGCAGCACAUGGCUCCUCCCAGCCCCAGCAACAGCAAUGGUGGGGGUGAAGGAGGUGGUGGUGGAGGUGGUGAACAGUUAAGCAAAACGAAUCUGUACAUCAGAGGUCUUCAUCCCAGCACUACGGACCAGGACUUGGUGAAGCUCUGUCAGCCGUAUGGAAAAAUUGUGUCGACCAAGGCUAUUUUGGACAAAACGACAAACAAAUGUAAAGGUUAUGGAUUUGUGGACUUUGACAGCCCCGGAGCAGCUCAGAAAGCAGUCACGGCUCUGAAAGCCAGUGGAGUGCAAGCCCAAAUGGCAAAGCAACAGGAGCAGGACCCAACUAACUUAUACAUCUCCAACCUGCCGGUCAGUAUGGAUGAGCAGGAGCUGGAGUCCCUGCUGAAACCCUUUGGGCAGGUUAUAUCCACUCGUAUCUUGCGGGAUGCUAGUGGGACCAGUCGAGGUGUUGGUUUUGCAAGAAUGGAAUCCACAGAAAAGUGUGAAGCUGUAAUCCAUCACUUCAAUGGCAAAUAUAUCAAAACGCCCCCUGGUGUCCCAGCUCCCCAAGAGCCCUUGCUUUGCAAGUUUGCAGAUGGUGGACAAAAAAAACGACAGACCCAGGGAAAGUACAUUCAAAAUGGGCGUGGCUGGCCACGAGAGGGAGAGACGGGCGGUAUGACCUUGACAUAUGAUCCUACAAACGCUUUGCAGAAUGGGUUUUAUACCACCCCGUACAGUAUUGCCCCAAAUCGGGUGAUCGCACAGGCAGCCCUCUCUCCGUACUUGCCAUCACCCGUAUCUUCUUAUCCGGUUCACAAUCCUUCCUGGAUGCAUCACCAGUCUUACCUCAUGCAACCUGCAGGAACUAUCCUCACUUCCACUAUGGACCAUGCUAUUUCCAUCCAGCCCGCUUCCAUGAUGGGACCUCUGACUCAACAGCUGGGGCACCUGUCGCUUGGCAGCACUGGAGCGUACAUGCCAGCUGCAGCCGCUAUGCAGGGGGCUUACAUCCCCCAGUACUCGUCCGUGCCUUCUACUGUCUCCAUUGAGGAGAGCAGCGGGCAGCCUCAACAAGUUGCCGUGGAAACCACCACAGAACACGCCGCUUAUUCCUACCAAUGAACCAAUAAAUGUGGGUUCCAACAUGGAAAUGAAACUGUGCAGGAUGUGACUGGAUGGACUGUGCAGGGCUUAAAAUGAGGCUUUACGGAAAUGCGAAAAAAAUGAAAAACGGAAGAAAAAAAAGAAAUGGGGAGAGAAUGAUUGGAGAAAAAACAAUUUAUUUUUCUUUCUUUCUUUUGCAAAGAAGCAUUUUUACUGCAAUAAACUUUAAACUUCCAAGGAACCAAAGCAGCUACAAAAAAAUAAAAAAAGAGAACUCAGCAAACCUUAUGAAACCAGAACAGACUUACAAAUUUCAACUGAAUAACUACAUUUAAAAAAAAAAAGAAGAAAAAAAAAAAGAAAAAAUAUAAAGCAAAAAGCAAAAAAAAAAAAACCAAGCAGAAAAAAAACAAAAUUCUAUUUUAUUAAGAAGAUUUUUUUUUUUUGUCUUUUUUUUACGGUAGAAUAUUUUUUUUUUUUUAUUUAAAUGCGUAUCUUAUGAGGAAAGCGCAGAAACAGGACAUAACUCGGCGAAUUGUAUGCGAAAGAAAGACUGCAAAGGGGAAGUUGCAAUUUUGCUGCCUGACGCCAUUUUAUUUUCAGAACUGUUUGGAUUUUUGUUUUUUAAUGUGUGGCAGGAUCUUUUUUUAAUCAUAUUUUUUGUUUGUGGGAUAGGGGCGGGGAGGGGGCAAGCAAUAUGCAAAGCUGUUUUUUUGAGGGGGAUUUAUUAUUUUGAUGUGUUCAAAUUUUGAUUUAUGUUUUUGGGGGUUAUUUUUCCUGUCACCUGUAAGGAUUGUCUAAUGUCAAAAUGGAAGCUAUAGCUUAGGGUGCCAGUAAAAAACAAUGGAUGCCAGAUUGAUAGAGGCUGAGUCAAAUGAGUGGUCUGCUGACUGUAAUUGAAAAGUCUGUCUUACCUCAGUGUGGUGAGAAGUGGUAUGGAAGCAUAGUAAAUGCAUUGAUCCUGUUUGAAUAUGAUUUAGUGACUUGCUGACUUUGUUAUAUGUUUAUUUCUCACAAUAUUGAAAAGAGGCCUCCAUUUUAGAAACAGGAAGGUGUUGGACAGCUCUGAAAAGUGACUGGAGCCCACUCAGUGGUAGCCUAUCCAGCUGCACAAUCACUCACUACUUUAAAUUACACUGUAAUGUUUAUCCAGGCUGGAUUCUGAAUGCCUAAAAAUAUAAUGGGAUAAAAACCUGGGUCAGUAAUGAACUGAAAUGAUUUAGCAGGUGCUCAGUCCUAGCUUAAAUUUGCUUACCAUGGGAAUUGGUUUUCUAGAGUUUGAGGAACAUCUUAACUUAACCCAUUGACCAGAGACCGUAAUAAAUUAUUGUUUACCAUCAUGAAAAGCCUGAAAAGCCUUUCUAGAGAGUUUGAGGUACAACUUAACUACCGUACUAUUAUUUUUUCUAUAAUUUUAUUUUGUAGUAGAGACAUCUUUGUUUACUGAUUUAAUAAUAACUCUCCAGAAAAGGUUUAUAACUGAGAUCUUCAGGUAGAUUCUCUCUAUGUUCUAUCAACUAAAGCAUUUUUAUUUAUCUCAUUAUGACCCUUUACUUUGUUUAGUUAAAUUCAUUUUUCAGAACGGUUCUUAUACCAAGGGCAGUAAGGGUUCUACUAACAAAACUCUGGAAAUGUUGUUUCUCGAGUGGAUGUAUCUUAUAUUAGUACAUAUUCUGUCAGCAAUCACCAUGGAAAAGAUGCGAUAACGAGUUCUAAUUGUAUGUAUGUAAAGUGUGAAGCAAUUUCAUGCAUAAACGGUCAGUGUUAUUUUGUGGAUCCUCAUUUUUAGGGUGAUGAAAAAACUCAAUAUGUAAUAACAUAAGUGUACAAUUACUAUGUGGUAAAAACACCUAAGUGGUAAAAUUAAUGUAGGGUUUAUUGAAAAUCCUAUUUUGUUCUUUUUCACAAGACCAUGGAUUAAGACUGUUUGGGAACUUAUAGGAACGGGAGAGCUCUCUCUUACUGGAGAAUUCUAAUGUAGUUUGGGUUUUUUUCAGGGUUAUUCACCAAAGUGAGAAUCGUUGGGAAUUCAAAGUGAAUUUCUAAUUUAAGACCAAAGUAGCCAAAUCAGAAGUAUAGCUGGCAGAAGUAUAGCCUUAAAUUUGAAAUUCAUUUAGAAUUUCUGACAAUAAACACUUUGGUGCAUAACCUGAGCGUGUUCAAUGUUAGCAAUAAUAGAAAUAAAUCCCAUUUAGAUUUUGCAUAUGCUUAUGGCAGUUAGUCAUGCCCAUGAUGAGAAGGUAUAACUAGGAAUUGGUUGGUUUAGUGGUAUUCAGUACUGUAUAGGAAAUUUCAUUAUCUUAAUAGUUUUCUGACUUCUGCAAGGGACUCAGGAUUUUGUGGGCCAGACUAGUAAGAAAUCAAUGCGAGAAAUGUAUACUUAUUUGUAAAUUCAGUUUACAGCUAUAUCUUGGAAUAUUAAGAUGUGAUCCAGCCAUUGUUUUUACCUUCUUUGUAUUUAAGUAGUGAUCUAUAUUUCAUUGUGUUAAGGGGGGCUUCCAUUGUUCCUACUUGUCCAAUACCUCUCCUGUAAAUAUAUGGUGGCUAUUUGAAUACGGCACAAUGCGUAGGGCGGUUUAACAGAAAAAUAUCCUUUUAAUUUUAGAAUGUGCCUGAAUGUGUUAAAGGGCAGUAAAGCCUUGAGACAUGUUAAACCCCUUUAUUGUGUCACUAUAAAAAAUAAAUUUUUGAUAGUAAUAGGUUAUCUACUUUCCAUUU